GAGGACGAGGAGCAGGAGGAGGUGCAGGUCGUCUGGGCCUUCACCCCCAGGAAGGAGGCCAAGUCCAAGUCCAGACCGGCCGCGCCUCCUCUGGGCCGGGGCGUGUUCUGUCGACACUGAGGACACGGGAUCCAAACCUGACGGGACAACGUCACGUAACACGUCAAACUGAUGAUGUCAUCAUGAUGCGUCACAGUGGUGCAGACCAUGUCAUCGCUCACCUGUUCGUUGAUCACGGUGUCCAGUCUCUUCAGACAUGCCUGGCAGAAGGCGUGGCCACAGUGCAGGCGCCGUGGCAACCGUGUUGCUAGGUCAUAGCUACCAAAACACACAAUGCACACCAGGUCCCGCCUCCUCAGCGACAUCAUCGUCUCCAUGGCGACGGAGGACGGAGGAGGGGGGAGGGGCGUACAGAUGACCAUGCAAUCAUUUGCAGCUCGCCUUUAGUGUGUGUGAGUGUGUGUGUGUGUUUGUUUGUUUGUAUGUGAGAGUGUGUGUGAGCGUGUGAUCCAGGAUGGGGUUUGGUCGAGAUCUGAGGAAUUCCCACGAGGGGUUACUGAAGCUGCAGGACUGGGAGUUAAAGCUGCUGGAGACGGUGAAGCGCUUCAUGACUCUGCGGGUGAAGAGCGAUAAGGAAUACGCCGCUCUGCUGCUCAGCAUGACUCAGCAAACGGAGAAGCAGGAAGCAGCUGACUACGUGAGCACGGUGAGCAAGUCGUGGUCUCAGGUGAUUCGUCAGACAGAGGCGUUAGGGCGAGUGAUGAGGAGUCACGCCGACGACCUGAACUCGGGUCCUCUGCACCGCCUCGCCACGCUGAUCCGAGACAAGCAGCAGGUGAAGAAGAGCUACCAGAGUCUUCAUCAGCAGCUGGAGAGCCACAACCACAAGGUAACCAGGAGCGACCUGGAGAAGUUGAAGGCGACGUAUCGUCAGUUGAGCCGAGACGCGAACAACGCCAAAGAGAAGUACAGAGAGGCUCUGGCUAAAGGCCGAGAGGCGGAGCGUGCCCGAGAGCGAUACGACAAAGUGACGGCGAAGCUCCACAACCUUCACAACCAGUACGUGUUGGCGGUGUGCGGCGCUCGAACGCAGCAGGACGAACACCGACAGCACGCCGCCCCCGCCCUGCUCGACGCCCUCCAGAGGAUGCAGGAGGACAUGACGCUGGCACUUAGGAGUAUUUUGGAGGAGUACUGUGAGAUCAGCAGUCUUCUGACGGACGACAUGGUGAAGGUUCAUCAGCAGCUCUCGGCGGCGGUUCAGCAGAUCGACCCUCUCGCAGAGUACCAACACUUCAUCGACGCCUACAGGUCUCCGGAGACUCUGGAGCCGAGCGUGGAGUUCGACGCGUCCCUGUUGGAGGAGACGGACAACCUGCCGGCCAAUGAGAUCCUCUGGAACACGCUGACGGCCGACAGCCUGCAGGCCAUGUUGUUGUCGGCGACAGAGGAGCUGACCCUGACUCAGCAGAAUCUGAGGACGAAGGAGGCAUUGGCCGAUGACCUCGACGCCAAGAUCCAGACGAGUCAGCAGAGCGGCGAGCGGAGGAGCGACUGCGUCCUGCUACUCAGUCAGAAACUCUCUCUUCUCGAGCUUCGUCAUGCCGUCCAGUCACUGCGUGGAACCGAGGCUCGCCUUGCCUCCCAGAAGGCCCUGCUGGACACCAAGAUGGCUGCCGUCACCACCUCCCCUCCCCCACCGCCGCCUCCCCCCGCACUGCCGUAUGAGGACGAUGCGCGUUCUGUCGGAUCCACCGACAAGACGAAGGAGAAGAGCUCUCGCUUCGACACUCUGCGUCACUCUCUGGCCGGAAUGAUCCGAUCUCCUAAAUCCAUGUUGGGCUCCUCCUCCUCGCAGUUCUUCGAUGUGAUCCCCACGUCGGAGCGCCCCCUGGCUGAGCAGGAGUGGUAUCACGGAGCCAUCCCCCGCACCGAGGCUCAGGAGUUACUACGGCAACAGGGAGACUUCCUGGUGAGGGAGAGUCACGGAAAACCGGGCGAGUACGUCCUGUCGGUGUUCUCUGACGAGCAGAGACGACACUUCAUCAUCCAGUUCGCCGACAGUCAGUACCGUUUUGAAGGGACGGGUUUCACCACCAUCCCUCAGCUCAUCGAACAUCAUUUCUCCACUAAACAAGUGAUCACCAAGAAGUCUGGAGUCGUGCUGCUCAACCCAGUCGUCAAGGAUAAGAAGUGGAUCCUGAACCACGAGGACGUGGCGCUGGGCGACCUGCUGGGAAAGGGCAACUUUGGCGAGGUGUACAAAGGGACGCUGCAACGAGACAAGACGCAGGUCGCUGUUAAAACAUGUAAAGAAGAUUUACCUCCAGAACUGAAGAUACGCUUUCUGUCGGAGGCCAGGAUACUGAAACAGUACGACCACCCGAACAUCGUGAAGCUGAUUGGUGUUUGUACGCAACGACAGCCAAUCUACAUCGUCAUGGAGCUGGUUCCUGGUGGAGACUUCCUGUCCUUUCUGAGGAAGAAGAAAGACGAGUUGAAGACGAAGCAGCUCGUUCGCUUUGCUGUCGACGCUGCCGCUGGCAUGGCGUACCUGGAGAGCAAGAACUGCAUCCACAGGGACCUGGCGGCGAGGAACUGUCUGGUGGGCGAAGGAAGCGUGUUGAAGAUCAGUGACUUCGGGAUGAGUCGUCAGGAGGACGACGGAGUUUAUUCUUCAUCUGGACUCAAACAGAUUCCAAUCAAGUGGACGGCACCUGAGGCGCUCAACUACGGUCGUUACAGCUCGGAGAGUGACGUGUGGAGUUACGGGAUCCUGCUGUGGGAAACCUUCAGUCUGGGGGUGUGUCCUUAUCCCGGCAUGACCAAUCAGCAGGCCCGAGAGCAGGUGGAGAAAGGUUACAGGAUGGCGUGUCCUCAGCGUUGCCUGGAUGACGUGUACCAGGUGAUGCAGCGCUGCUGGCAGUACAACGCCGAGGAGCGACCCAAGUUCUCUGAGCUGCAGCGAGACCUGACGGCCAUCAAGAAAAAGUGAUGACAUCAUCAGAGCCCGUCCUCAGCAGCACCGCGUGGUCACGGUGACGUGUCAGGUGGGCGUGGUCUGCAGCACAACCUCUGUUAGCAUUUAGCAUUAGAUCUCUCUUUGAACUGCGUGGUAAACAGGUUAGCAUGUUGCUAGCGACGUGGUCAGUUGAUGAUAGCAUGAAUGUAGCUAACGUUCUUGCUCUGAUUACACUUGACGUUGUUCCUGAUCAGGUAUCAAUCAUCAAAUAUUGAUUAACACGCUGACGCUAAUGUCCAACCAAUCAAUAAAAACUUUAUUUAAACAUCGGCCAUCGGUGAUCAGUGAGCGUCUGCUAAAAUCAUUCUAUUUUUUAUCAAAUGAAGAACACCAAAAAUAACUUUUUACAACAUAAGCCAAAAAUACAAAGACCCACCAGCUGUUACCAUGGCAACAGAUAAACACUUAACGACCCCGCUGCUGAGGACCAAUCAGCUCUCAGCACUAACAAACUGAUUAUUUUUAUUUAUUGUGGUUUUAUUCAUUUUAUUUUUUAUGUUACUUAUGUUUUAUUAUCUGACAGCUGUCAAUCAUCACACAGACCACGCCCAGCCCACAUUUUGCUUGUGUAAUUCCAGGAAAGUUCCAAUUCCAUCAUGUUGUUUUCAGGUAAAAAAAAAGACUGCUUUUAAAAAUGUUUCUUUCAGUCUCAAUCUCUUCUUCCAAUCAGCACUUCAUCCGUGUAUUUGCUGGUUGUCAUAGUAACUAAAUUAUAUAUAUUGACUACUCGUUAAUGAAUGGAGAGCCCUGAUUGGUCAACAUGGUUUCCUGGAUGGUGAUGGGGCGUGGCCUAAUCCUUAGUGAUGUCAGAGCUACUGACUUACUGUAAAUAAAGUACAGAUGUUUUCUCUUUGUUCAAAUCUUUCGAAACACUAAUCGUCUGUUUGUCUUUUAUAUUUGUUUAAACUCUUUAUGAAAAUAUCUUUGUAGCAUUUAUUACAAAAUAAAACACGUGAACACACA
Molecule: messenger RNA, 3985 nt
Organism: Scophthalmus maximus (turbot)
Lineage: Eukaryota; Metazoa; Chordata; Actinopteri; Pleuronectiformes; Scophthalmidae
Gene: fer
Product: fer (fps/fes related) tyrosine kinase
Exons: 20
Coding region: 515-2995 (826 amino acids)
Biological process (GO): regulation of mast cell degranulation; cell adhesion; Fc-epsilon receptor signaling pathway
Molecular function (GO): ATP binding; non-membrane spanning protein tyrosine kinase activity
Source: RefSeq, a predicted model, not a curated record